UAAAUACUUUAAAUCUAUUGAUGGAUAAAAGAUUCAAACAUACAUUAGUUGCACAUAAAAUAUGCCCAUACAGCAUGAAAGUCCUUACAGUAAUGCGUCAUAAGAAUGUUAAAUUUGAAAUUAAGUUCAUUGAAAUUCAUAAUAAACCUGAAUGGUUUCUGAGAAUCAGUCCCCUUGGAAAUGUACCUAUUUUAAUAAUUGGUGAAGAAGGUAUUAUUUAUAAAUAAUAAUUAGUCGUUUUAUCAGAAUCAGCAGCAAUUAUGGAAUAUAUUGAUGAAAUUACUCCUCCUAAAUUGAUGCCAGAAGAUCCACUAUAAAAAGCAAUAGAUAGAGCUAAACUUGAAUUUUCAAAUGAGAUAAUUCGGAAUCUUUAUUCUUUCAUUUUCUCUACUGAAUAAGAAGUAAUUCUAAUUCUAAAAUUGUAGAAAUUUGUGAAAUAAAAAGAAUGGUUAAUAAAGCAUUUUAAAUGGAUUGAAGAAUGGUUAAAAGAUAAGAAAUUUAUAAAUGGAAAUGAAUUAUCUCUAGUUGAUCUAAGUUUUGUUCCAUUAUUUGUAGCAUUAAAUAUGCUUAAAUCUACUUUACCAUGUGAUAUGAUAAAAGAUUUUAAAAGAGUAUUCAUUUAGUUCUAAAUUAGUUAAAAGUAUAUGGAGAAUUGAUAACGUCUUUGCCUUGCUCAUAAACUGGAAGAGUUCCAGAUUAUGAAUUUUUAAUGAUUGAGGGUAUCAAAAAAUAAAAUACUGUUCUAUACAGAUCUAAUCCUUGUUACUUUAAAAAUGAUUCUAAACCUUUGGGAUGUUGUUUCUUUCGUAGUUGA
Messenger RNA from Paramecium sonneborni, 814 nucleotides. NCBI's taxonomy places the organism in Eukaryota, Ciliophora, Oligohymenophorea, Peniculida, Parameciidae. The record is from the annotation of a GenBank genome assembly.